AUGGGGGAUCUGCCAGGACGCAAGGUCUUCAAGGUGUUCAAUCAAGAUUUCGUUGUUGAUGAGAGAUAUACUGUCACGAAAGAGCUGGGCCAAGGUGCAUAUGGAAUUGUUUGCGCCGCAACGAAUUCGCAGACGGGGGAAGGCGUGGCCAUCAAGAAAGUGACCAAUGUUUUCAGCAAAAAGAUCCUUGCAAAGCGAGCUUUGCGUGAGAUCAAACUGCUGCAGCACUUUCGCGGCCACAGGAAUAUUGCCUGUCUGUAUGACAUGGACAUUCCGCGACCGGAUAACUUCAACGAGACCUAUCUCUACGAAGAAUUGAUGGAAUGCGAUUUGGCUGCCAUUAUAAGGUCUGGCCAGCCGCUCACAGACGCUCACUUCCAGUCCUUCAUAUACCAGAUCUUGUGUGGCCUCAAAUAUAUCCACUCUGCGAACGUCCUGCACAGAGACUUGAAACCUGGAAACCUACUUGUCAAUGCCGAUUGCGAGCUGAAGAUCUGCGAUUUUGGCCUGGCAAGAGGUUUCUCGCAAGAUCCCGAGGAAAAUGCAGGAUACAUGACAGAAUAUGUCGCAACCCGAUGGUAUCGCGCACCAGAGAUUAUGCUCAGCUUCCAAAGCUAUACUAAAGCGAUUGAUGUCUGGUCCGUCGGAUGUAUCUUGGCUGAGCUGCUGGGUGGCCGGCCAUUCUUCAAGGGCCGUGACUACGUCGACCAACUCAACCAAAUCCUCCAUUAUUUGGGCACUCCGAAUGAGGAGACGUUGUCGCGAAUAGGGUCGCCACGCGCUCAGGAAUAUGUUCGGAAUCUUCCCUUCAUGCCCAAGAUCCCCUUCCAGAGGUUGUUCCCUCAAGCGAAUCCCGAUGCACUUGACCUGCUGGAUCGAAUGCUGGCAUUCGACCCCUCGUCUCGUAUCACAGUGGAAGAUGCCCUGGAGCACAAGUAUCUCCAGAUUUGGCAUGAUGCUUCCGAUGAACCUGCUUGCCCCAAGACGUUUGACUUCGCAUUCGAAGUGGUCGACGACGUUCAAGAAAUGCGCAAGAUGAUUCUCGAUGAGGUGUUGCGAUUCCGCCAUCAUGUUCGCCACCAACCUUCUCAGACCCCAACGACCAAUAUAGCUCUGCCGAUUCCAGACAAUCCAAAACAAUGGAGUCACGAAGACCCGAGGCCACAAGAGGCUGGGGCUGUUGUUGGCAAUGACCUUGAGCAUGAAUUGCAAGCGGGCGCAGACAUGAUGAGACGAUAG
Molecule: messenger RNA, 1239 nt
Organism: Capronia coronata CBS 617.96
Lineage: Eukaryota; Fungi; Ascomycota; Eurotiomycetes; Chaetothyriales; Herpotrichiellaceae
Product: CMGC/MAPK/ERK1 protein kinase
Exons: 5
Coding region: 1-1239 (412 amino acids)
Biological process (GO): protein phosphorylation; intracellular signal transduction
Cellular component (GO): nucleus; cytoplasm
Molecular function (GO): MAP kinase activity; ATP binding
Source: RefSeq, a predicted model, not a curated record